AUAACGACUGGUACCUCUGCCACGUGACGCUUCUUGCCCCAGAAGAGGAACUUCUGUCCUGGGGUAUGUACCCAUACCCCUACCUGGCACGUGUCGAUCCAGAUGCCCGAAAAGGCGCUCUCAUCUACCAGCUUGUCGUGUACUACAAUAACAAUGAAAACACCAGCGCUGGGAUAACUUACACGCUCAUUGCAGGUGGUGAAGAGCGAUUCCGCGUAGAUAAGGAUACUGGCAUUAUCAUGACGACUGGCUUGCCUUUGACGUGGAACAAGGAGUACGUGGUUACUGUGGAAGCCACUGAUGAGUACGGCAACAAAAGCCCUUACGCUUCCAUUUCCAUCCUGGCAGGCUCCCGACCUCCGCAGUUCACUAACAUGUCCUACAGUGUGUUUGUCCCUGAAAACACUCCAGCAGGAGAAAAAAUAGCAGUUGUUGAGGCUGUUUCUUUCCAGAGCCAGCCUCUUUCAUACACUCUGCUGACGAACCCCAGCGGGCUCUUCAGGGUGAGGCAGGAGAGCGGAGAGCUCAGCCUGACCCACCCCGUGGACUAUGAGAGCGAGCACCACCUCUAUCACCUCUUACUGAAAGCCAUGGAAGUUGAGAGCACUCUUAGCAGCGUGACUGAGGUCAUGGUCCAUAUCACCGACGAAAAUGACUGUUUUCCCGAAUUCCAGCGCUCCAUUUACAGCAGAGACAACAUUCCCGAAACCAUUCCUGUUGGCACAUCUCUACUGCAAGUGCUUGCAACAGACUGCGACUCUGGCUCCAACUCUGAGAUCACUUACUUCAUCCAGAGCACUGAUUUUUCCAUCACACGUCACGGGGUUAUCAAUUCGAACCAGAGGCUGAACUUUGAGCGAGCAAACCAUAUGUAUGAAUUUGUGGUGAUAGCUGUCGAUAAAGGACAUCCCCCUCGGACAGGGACAGCGUCUGUGCGUAUUCGAAUGGCCAAUGUGAAUGACGAGGCCCCUGUCUUCUCCCAGUCCGUUUACAGAACUUUCCUUUCAGAAGAUGCUGGUCCCAGCACUUUAGUGGCUACUGUUCGGGCAAAGGACCCUGAUGGAGAUGGGCUGCUAUAUCUGAUUACGGGAGGCAAUGAGGAGGGCAAUUUUGAAAUGGAUAGUCAGAAAGGUAUCAUUAAACUCCGUAGAAACCCACCACCCAACCUGAAAGGGCCACAGUACACACUGAACAUCACUGCGAUAGAUGACAAUGCCUCGGGGGGACCUACCCCUCUCAGCAGUUUUGCUGAGGUUAUUGUAGGAGUUAACGACAUUAAUAACAACAAGCCUGUCUUCAGAGAGUGCGCUUACUACAGUGACAGCACCUGGGUCCUGGAGAACCAGCCUCCAGGCACAUAUGUGCUACAGGUAGAAGCCUACGAUGCAGACCUCGGCGUUAAUGGGGAGGUGAAGUAUGGGCUCAUGCACCGAGACGGAGCUUCCCUAAGCUUCAGCAUUGACCCAGACACAGGAGUCGUCACAACCACCCAGAGUUUUGACCGGGAGCAGCAGAGGGAGUAUACACUGUCUGUCACUGCCACCGACCAGGCCCAGGAACCGCUGAUCGGCGUGUGUCAGAUCACCAUCCUUAUUGCUGACGUCAAUGACAACGAUCCCAAGUUUGAGAACAGUCGCUAUCAGUACUUCCUUAGGGAAGACACUCCGUUGGGGACGAGUUUCCUCCGUGUUACAGCUCAUGACAGCGACCAAGGUGUGAAUGCUGCUGUCACAUACUCAAUGUUAGAGCACCAACUGGAGUACUUCCAGAUCAACCCCAGCACAGGCUGGGUAUACGUGAACCUCCUGCUAUCCCAGACAACACGCAUUAGUCGCUAUAUUGUAGCGAGAGAUGGCGGGAACAGAAGCAGCACCGUGGAGCUGACGGUCACUGUCACUAAUGCGCUCAGCCAGCCGCCCCGGUGGGAGCAAAGCAGAUACUGGGUAACCAUCCCCGAAAACACCAUUCGUGACACCAAGAUAGUGACCAUCAAAGCCACAUCCCCUCUUGGUGAUCCCAGAGUUACAUAUAAUCUGGAGGAGGGUCAAGUUCCAGAGACUAACAUGCCAGUCCGUUUCUAUCUGAAGCCAAACAGAGCUGAUGGAUCUGCUUCUCUUCUAGUCGCUGAACCACUUGACUUUGAGACAACCAAGUUUUUCACCCUGACAGUCCGGGCACAAAAUGUAGCGAUGACUCCUUUAGCUUCCUUUACCACUGUUUGUGUGAAUGUAACAGAUGUCAAUGAUAAUGUUCCGUUCUUCGUGUCUUCUAACUACGAGGUGUCUGUGCCAGAAGGAGCUGAUGUUGGCACAUCUGUGGUUCAGGUGUUAGCUACAGACUUGGAUUCUGGCCUACAUGGAGAGGUUCACUACUUAAUAUUGAAAGAUGCUAGUGAGGAUUACCAGUUCUUCACCAUUGAGCCUGAUACAGGAGUUAUCUCCACCCAUGCAUCUUUUGACAGAGAGAAAAGAGCCUCUUACUUGAUUGAAGUUCAGUCUCAGGACUCUUCAGAAUCUGCUAGACCGGGUGUUCAUGGGCAGCCCAACACAGACACAGCCUACGUAAGGAUUUUUGUCAGUGAUGUGAAUGACAACGCUCCAGCCUUUCCUCGGUCAGUGUAUGAGGUCAGCAUAGAUGAGGACAGGGAUGUUAGAAGUCCUGUUGUGACAGCAACAGCAGAUGAUGAAGAUGAGG
Leptosomus discolor (cuckoo roller) is the source of this 2694-nucleotide messenger RNA. NCBI's taxonomy places the organism in Eukaryota, Metazoa, Chordata, Aves, Leptosomiformes, Leptosomidae. The record is from RefSeq and is a predicted model, not a curated record.